This is a messenger RNA of Yarrowia lipolytica CLIB122, 420 nucleotides long. RefSeq names its product mitochondrial 37S ribosomal protein uS12m. Gene Ontology annotation, molecular function: structural constituent of ribosome. Gene Ontology annotation, biological process: translation. The record is from RefSeq and is a predicted model, not a curated record. Gene Ontology annotation, cellular component: small ribosomal subunit; ribosome. NCBI's taxonomy places the organism in Eukaryota, Fungi, Ascomycota, Dipodascomycetes, Dipodascales.
AUGAGCCCCACCCUGGCCGCUCUCACCGUGCGACACAAGACCAUCAACCAGAUCCAACGAGACGGAGGCCGACCUGUGCCUUACCGACGAAAGAAGUCUCCCGAUCUCGAGUCGUGCCCUCAGCGAAAGGGCGUUGUUCUGCGAGUUCUGAUUCUCAAGCCCAAGAAGCCCAACUCUGCCCAGCGAAAGGCCGCCCGAGUCCGUCUCAGCAACGGCAAGGUGGUGACCGCCUACAUUCCCGGAGAGGGUCACAACGCACAGGAGCAUAGUGUGGUCUACGUCCGAGGAGGCCGAGUCCAGGAUACUCCCGGUGUCAAGUACCAUCUGAUCCGAGGAGCCGGCGAUCUCGGAGCUGUGCCCAACCGAGCCAGCUCGCGAUCCAAGUACGGAACCAAGAAGCCCGCUGCUCCGGGCGCCUAA